Messenger RNA from Lacerta agilis (Sand lizard), 3445 nucleotides. RefSeq names its product collagen type VI alpha 2 chain (gene COL6A2). Bases 152 to 3226 code for a protein of 1024 amino acids. NCBI's taxonomy places the organism in Eukaryota, Metazoa, Chordata, Lepidosauria, Squamata, Lacertidae. The transcript is spliced from 28 exons. The record is from RefSeq and is a predicted model, not a curated record.
CCGAAAUCCAGCGAAGGCAAGGAGGAGCCCCUUUCGCCGAAGAUGCAGAGCCCCUCGUGAAGCGCGCGGAAUCUCUUCGUGCGGCCGCCUGGCCAAGGAGCUGUCGCGAGUUUGUUCCCCAGGACUCAAGGUGUAUGAUAAAGUGGCCGAGAUGUUUUCAGAAGCCUUUUUAGCUGUUCUGCUGUGCACAACGCUGGCUCCUCUCCACGCUCAAAAUUAUGAUGACGUUAGUGCAGCUUCGUCCUGUGCAGAGCAAACUGACUGUCCCAUCAGGGUGUAUUUUGUGAUUGACACAUCUGAGAGUAUUGCGCUGCAGACUGCACCUUUGGGGAGUAUAGUGACCCAUAUGAAGAGCUUCAUCCCCGAAUUCAUCACAAAGCUGGAGAAUGAGCUCUACCAGAGCCAAGUGUCCAUCAACUGGCAAUUUGCAGGACUUCAUUUUUCAGAUGUGGUGAAAAUAUACAGCGAGUUCACCAACAGCAAGACGAUCUACCGUGAUCGGUUGGAGAAAGUUCAAUACAUUGGUCGGGGCACCUUCACAGAUUGUGCUCUCUCCAACAUGACAGCACAGAUCCUGGCCAAUCCAUCCCCUGGGGCUGUCAAUUAUGCCAUUGUGAUCACUGAUGGCCAUGUGACAGGGAGUCCCUGUGGAGGGAUGAAGCUGCAAGCUGAAAGAGCCCGAGACGCAGGGAUCAGGCUCUUUGCAGUGGCCCCCAGCCACAACAUCUUUGAGCAAGGGCUGCGAGAGAUUGCCAACCCCCCGAUGGAGCUUUACCGUAGCAAUUACGCCAUCACAAAGAUGGACCCUAUCAGACAAGAAUCAACCACCGAGAUAGAUACCAAUACCAUUGAUAGGAUCAUCCAAGUUAUGAAACACGAAGCCUAUGGAGAGUGCUACAAAAUGAGCUGCCUAGAAAUUGCAGGCCCCCCUGGCCCAAAGGGGUUUCGGGGACAAAAGGGUGCAAAGGGCAACAUGGGGGUGCCAGGUGUUCCUGGGGCAAAAGGACGACAGGGUGACCCAGGAAUUGAAGGUCCAAUUGGAUAUCCAGGUCCCAAGGGUAUUCAUGGUCUAAAAGGAGAAAAGGGAGAGUUUGGAGGAGAUGGACGAAAGGGGGCUUUUGGCUUGUUUGGACGGAACGGCACAAGUGGGCAAAAGGGCAAACUGGGGCGCAUUGGACCUCCUGGCUGUAAGGGAGACCCAGGCAACAGGGGCCCUGAUGGUUAUCCCGGAGGUGCUGGAGAUCAAGGGUUGCCUGGGGACCAAGGGAUCAAGGGUGAUCCUGGACGUCCUGGUCGCAGCGGACCACCUGGGUUGGCUGGAGAGAAAGGAAAUCGGGGACCAAAAGGCACCAAUGGAUCUCCUGGCACUCCUGGCACAAAGGGAGCCAAAGGUGGCCCAGGAACUCUUGGACCCAAAGGAGAACCUGGCCGUCGUGGUGAUCCUGGAACCAAGGGGGGACCUGGAGGUGCUGGACCCCCUGGCGGGAGAGGAGACCCUGGUUCUGAGGGCCAGAGAGGGCUACCAGGAGAAGUUGGAAACAAGGGAGGCAGGGGAGAUCGAGGAAUGCCUGGCCCACGAGGUACUCAGGGUGCUGUGGGAGAACCAGGAAAGCCUGGCUCACGAGGGGAUCCUGGUGAUGCUGGUGUCAGGGGCGACUCUGGGGUGCCAGGUCCAAAGGGUGACAGAGGAAGACCUGGCUUUAACUAUCCCGGUCCAAGAGGAACUGCGGGUGAGAAAGGUGAGAAGGGGCUUCCAGGACCAGAGGGUGCAAGAGGUGACUUUGGACUAAAAGGCCCUCCAGGAAACAAAGGAGAAAGAGGUGAACCUGCUGAUCCUGGCCCACCGGGCGAACCUGGGCCCAGAGGACCUCCGGGUGAAGGAGGCCCUGAGGGUGGCCCUGGCCCUGCUGGAGAUCCUGGCCUGACUGACUGUGAUGUGAUGGCAUACAUCAGAGAGACCUGUGGCUGUUGUGACUGUGAGAAGCGGUGUGGCCCCUUGGACUUAGUCUUUGUUAUAGACAGCUCAGAAAGUAUUGGCUAUACCAAUUUCACCCUGGAGAAGAACUUUGUCAUCAAUGUGGUGAGCAGACUUGGUUCCAUUGCCAAGGAUCCAAAAUCUGAGACAGGCGCCCGUGUUGGGGUGGUGCAAUACAGCCACGAAGGGACAUUUGAAGCCAUCCAGCUGAAUGAUGACCGCAUUGACUCCCUCUCCAGUUUCAAAGAGGCAGUGAAGAAGCUGGAGUGGAUUGCAGGGGGCACGUGGACCCCCUCUGCGCUCCAGUUCGCCUACAACACCCUCAUCAAGGAGAGCCGGAGAGACAAAGCCCGGGUGUUUGCUGUGGUGAUUACAGACGGGCGCCACGAUCCCCGGGAUAGUGAGUCUAACUUACCGGCUCUCUGCAGCAAGGGGGUCACUGUCCAUGCCAUUGGGAUUGGUGACAUGUUCAACAAGAAGGAGGAAGACGAGACCCUGAGCUCGAUUGCCUGCGAUGACAACAACAGAGUUCAGAGGAUGAAGUUGUUUUCGGAGCUGGUGGCUGAUGAGUUCAUCGACAGCAUGGAGCAUGAACUUUGUCCAGAUCCUCAGAUCGUCUGCCCCGAACUUCCCUGCCAAACAGAGCUUGCUGUUGCCCAGUGCACACAGCGCCCUGUGGACAUUGUCUUCCUCCUGGAUGGCUCUGAAAGAAUUGGUGAACUGAACUUCCAGAGGGCCCACCGUUUUGUAGAAGAUGUGGCCCGACGUCUAACCCUAGCCAGAAGUAACAGUGACAAUAUGAAUGCGCGCAUUGCCCUUGUGCAGUACGGAAGUGAGAAUGAACAUAGGGUGGCUUUUGAAUUGACACACAAUCUCACUAUCAUCUCGGAUGCCUUAGAUCAGAUCAAAUACUUGGACUCUUCUUCCAACAUUGGGUCUGGCAUCAUCCAUGCCGUCAACAACAUUGUCAUCAACCCGAGAGACAGGCAGAGAGCAGCCAGGCGCAACGCCGAGCUGUCAUUUGUCUUCAUCACAGAUGGCAUUACAGGCAGCAAAAACCUGGUUGAGGCUGUUGACUCCAUGAAGAAGCAGAAUGUGAUGCCCACCGUGGUGGCCUUAGGGAGCGAUGUGGACAUGGAUGUUCUGCUGAAGAUUGGUCUGGGGGACCAGGCAGCCAUUUUCCGGGAGAAGGACUAUGCCAGCCUCUCCCAGCCUGGCUUCUUUGAUAGAUUCAUUAGGUGGAUCUGUUAGUUGCAGGGAAGUGCAGUCUCCCAUCACACACCAAAGUUAUUAAUGUCCUAAAAUGGUUAUAUGGUUUUUAGCAAAUGCAAGUUGCCCAAGGGCAGCACGCACAAAUCUGCGGUGGAUUUAUUUUUAUAGCCAAAACCUGUAGGCUCAUUUUAAAUUUCAUGAUGAAACUCAAUUUUAUGGUGCUAAUUAAAAUCAAGGUGAAGGAAGGAUCCAAAACUA